UUAACUUUCAAGUUAGAAAACACAGAAUUAUGAGCUGUGAACUCUUACUGUUAAUUUAUUGUUCAUAUUAUCAUCUGGAAAGAAUGGGAACAAAUCUCAGCACUCCCAAAACUGAAAAGUCUUCCGAUGAUGGAGAAAAUGAUCAUCUUAGAUAUGGUUUAUCAUCAAUGCAAGGCUGGCGUGCAUCAAUGGAAGAUGCACAUGCUGCACAUCUUGAUCUGGAUGAAUCCACUUCCUUUUUUGGAGUUUAUGAUGGUCAUGGAGGUAAGGUGGUUGCCAAGUUUUGUGCUAAGUAUCUUCACCAACAGGUGGUCAAGAGUGAAGCAUACAUAGCUGGAGAUAUAGGAACCUCUCUUCGGGAAUCAUUUUUCAGGAUGGAUGAGAUGAUGCGUGGUCAAAGGGGCUGGAGGGAAUUGGCAAGUUUGGGUGAUAAGAUAAACAAGUUCAAUGGUAAGAUAGAAGGAUUGAUUUGGUCUCCACGAAGCAGAGAAUAUAAGGCUCAAGAGGAUAGUUGGGCCUUUGAGGAGGGUCCUCAUUCUAAUUUUGCUGGACCAACUUCAGGAAGCACUGCCUGUGUUGCAGUUAUUAGAAACAACCAACUUUUUGUAGCAAAUGCUGGUGAUUCACGUUGUGUAAUAUGUAGGAAGGGUCAGGCUUACGAUUUGUCUAUAGAUCAUAAACCUGAUCUUGAUACUGAGAAGGAAAGAAUCAUAAAAGCCGGUGGUUUUAUUCAUGCAGGAAGAGUUAAUGGGAGUUUAAGCCUUGCAAGAGCUAUAGGUGACAUGGAGUUUAAGCAGAAUAGAUUCCUUCCUGCUGAAAAACAAAUGGUGACAGCCAAUCCAGACAUAAAUACUAUUGAACUUUCUGAUGAAGAUGAAUUUAUAGUGCUAGCUUGUGAUGGCAUAUGGGAUUGCUUGUCAAGCCAGCAAUUGGUUGAUUUCGUACGCCAACAACUUCUCAUUGAAACAAAACUUUCUGCGGUUUGUGAAAGAGUGUUGGAUCGAUGUUUGGCACCAACAAUAGCUAUUGGUGAUGGAUGUGAUAACAUGACCAUGAUUUUAGUGCAGUUAAAAAAACCGAGCCAGUCCAGUGCACCAACAUAAGAACAAUGAUCUUCAAAUGAACUGAGAAUUGAGAGUACUGAAAUUAGGCUUUUGCACAACAACUUGUACUGUAUAUAUAGUGUGGACUACUCCUUUCUGCUCAAUCUAGAGUUAUAUCUUCACUUUAACUAGCAUUCAUUUUCAAAUUUGUGUUUACUUUUAACUCUCCUAGAGUCUGUUUUGCUUCUUCAAUAAGCGACUCUAUGGAACCACCGAGAUUAUAUAUCCUUUAUUGUUUUUUUGGUUA
Vigna angularis (adzuki bean) is the source of this 1350-nucleotide messenger RNA. RefSeq names its product probable protein phosphatase 2C 60. The coding region runs from base 30 to 1103 and encodes 357 amino acids. The record is from RefSeq and is a predicted model, not a curated record. The transcript is spliced from 11 exons. NCBI's taxonomy places the organism in Eukaryota, Viridiplantae, Streptophyta, Magnoliopsida, Fabales, Fabaceae. Gene Ontology annotation, biological process: protein dephosphorylation. Gene Ontology annotation, molecular function: cation binding; protein serine/threonine phosphatase activity.